UAUCUACGGUCUCCGAGCAAUUGGAUUCAGGUCUACGGCCACAUAAACACGAGAUUCUGCAAAUACUGGAAGUGUUCAGUAGAUUACGAAGCUUCUAUGAGGGGAAUAAACAGUUGACGCUUCGGGCCGAAACACUUCUUCAGUACACUAUCUCAAAGUAGGGAGAGGGACAGCUCUCGCACAUCGAGUGUGUGCGCCUGCGCGCGUCCCCUGAUCCCGGGCCAGGGGCGGGGCGGGGCGGGUUUCUGGACUUUUCUGCAGUUUGGAUUGUUGACGGCGCGCUGAGAUCAGGGUAUCUGGCGCAUCUGGCAACUGAGGGCGGGAAGAGGCGACACUCACAGCAGGGAGACAGCUGUAGAGGAGGAAAUGGUGGAUUACUACAAUAUUUUGGGAAUCUCUCGUAAUUCCUCUCAAGAAGACAUCAAGAAAGCAUACCGGAAACUGGCACUGCGAUGGCAUCCCGACAAGAACCCAGACAAUAAGGAAUUUGCAGAGCAGAAGUUUAAGGAGAUUGCGGAGGCUUAUGAAGUGCUAUCAGACAGAAGUAAACGAGAAGUUUACGAUAAAUAUGGAAAAGAAGGAUUAGUUGGUGGAGUAGGUGGCAGAGGUCCCAGCGCGGGAACAGAGUUUCCUGAUUUUAUCUUCUCAUUCCGUAGCCCAGAUGAAGUGUUUAGAGAGUUCUUUGGUGGCCGUGAUCCUUUUGCAGAGUUAUUUGAUGACUUUGGCCCAUUUUCUGAUAUGGCUGGGAUUAACCGAUCUCGACAUGCACCUGAAUCAUUAUUUUCAUUCCCGUUUCCCACUGGAUCAGAGUUCUCGUCUUUCUCCACCAAUAUUGGUGGGGUUGGAAUGGGCCAUUUCCGAUCAGUCUCAACCUCCACAAAGUUCAUUAAUGGGAAACAAGUAACCACCAGAAAGAUCGUGGAGAACGGUGAAGAGAGAGUAGAAGUGGAAGAAGAUGGGCAGUUGAAAUCUGUUCAAGUCAAUGGUGUGGAAGACCAGAUGGCUCUUGCUCUGGAGCUGAGCCGGCGGGAACAGCAGCAACUUCAGGGCGAGCCUUCACGAAGGGAUCGCGUCCAGGACUCCAUGGACCCACGCCUUGCCUAUGGUUUUGCGGAUGAUGACGAUGAGGAAGACGAGGCCCUCCAGCUGGCGAUGGCCUACAGCCUGUCUGAGAUGGAAGCCCAGGGGCGAGGAGCAGACACAGAGUUCCAGGCUUAUUCAGGGUGACUAGCAACAGUUAAUUUCCAGCAGGUAAUGCUUUCAUUUCCUAUAUUAUUAACAUUUAUUCAAUUCAUCCCUUGUUUAUUGGCACUGAUUGGUACGUAUGUGUAACCAUCUCACUUAUCUCUUCCUUCACUGCUUGAUGCCGUCCGAUUUCACUCCCGAAACCUUCGCUAGGAUUGGAAAACAAGUGUGGAAACUAACACAAACGAGGUGUAGUUGGAAUACGGUGCUUGCGAUGGCUGUCCAAUCAGUAUUGUAACACUCAUUAAAAUGUUGUCUCUCCGUCUACUUUUUAUACAGGAGCACUUUAACUUGGAAUGUAUAAAGUUCGUUGUGUGUUUGAAAAUUGGACAAUUUGAAGUACACUAUGUAUGUGCUUUAUUUACUGUUUAAUGAAAUAUUCUGUUCUGAAUUUUUGUCUUUUGAUGCUUUGUGGAGGAGUGUGGUGUGAUGGGUCAGUGUUUGUAUUUUUUUCGUUUCUUGCCCUUUAUAAGAAUGUAUGAUUUUGCGUGUGUAGACUAUUCUGCAAUUAAUUUAACCCUCCCCUCCCACAUAUCCCUCCAUUUUUCUACCAUCCAUGUGCCUAUCCAAAAGUUUCUUAAAUGACUCUCAUGCAUCUGCCUCCACCACAACCACUGGCAGGGCAUUGCACACAUCGACCAAUCUCUAUGUAAAGAACUUGCCUCUGACAUCUCCACUGUACUUUCCUCCAAUUGCUUAAAAAUUAUGCCCCUCCAAAUUAGCUGUUUCCACCCUGGAGAAGAAGUCUUUGCUGUCCACUCUAUCUAUGCCUCUUACCAUCUUGUACACCUCUAUCACUUCUCCUCUCAUUCUUCUUCACUCCAAGGAGUGAGCUCGAGCUUACUCAACCUAUCCCCAUAAGACAACUCUCUAAUCCAGGCAGCACCCUAGUAAAUCUCCUCUGAACCCUCUCUUAAAGCUUCCAGAAUUGCACAUAAUAUUCCAAAUGUUUAACCAGGGUUUUAUAGAGGUGCAGCGUUACUUUGUGGCUCUUAAGCUCCAUCCCCCAACUAGUGAAGGGCAACACGCCAUAUACCUUCAUAACAACCCUCUC
Molecule: messenger RNA, 2299 nt
Organism: Hypanus sabinus (Atlantic stingray)
Lineage: Eukaryota; Metazoa; Chordata; Chondrichthyes; Myliobatiformes; Dasyatidae
Gene: dnajb2
Product: DnaJ heat shock protein family (Hsp40) member B2
Exons: 10
Coding region: 367-1227 (286 amino acids)
Molecular function (GO): Hsp70 protein binding
Source: RefSeq, a predicted model, not a curated record